AUGGUUAAGGAGAAAUCGAAGGACGGUGGUAGUAAUGAUCCGAGAGCUGACUGGAAAGAUCUUAAGGAACUACAAGCUUUUUGUGAGUUCUGUGCUGUUCAAGUCAUAGACGACAAGAGGAAAGGCGGAUUUUUGACCAAAACUGGGGUUGAUGCAGUGAUUGAGCAGUUGGGUGCCAAGGGAAAAGUGGUGACUCACUUGCAGAUUAAAAACAAAUGGGAUCUUCUGAAAAAAGGGUGGAAGCAGUAUAACGAGUGUUUUGACAAUGACACUGGGUUGGGUUAUGAUGCUGGAACUGGGAUGCUUGAGGCCAGUGAGGAGUGGUUGACUCGAAAGAUUGCGGCAUGUCCCAAUGCAAAAACCUUUAAAAAUAAACCUUUGCCAAAUCAUGACUUCCUAAACAUCAUGUUUAGAGGCACUGUUGCAACGGGCAAAAAUGCGUUUUGCAUGAGCGGUCAAAUACCAAAGGAAACCACCGAAGGGUCUGGGGACUCUGCUGAUGACACAGAAUUUGUUGACCCCCAAUGUGAACCUUUUGUGAAUGUUGACGCAAUGGAGAUUGAAGGUCCAUCAUCGUUGAGGGCAGGACCGACAGUGACUAAGGAGAAAGGCUUGGCAACCAGUGUCCACCUUUUCAAGCCAAUUUGCAAGAAAUCAAGAAAAAAAACGUUCAGUUGCACAAGAGAUGUCCGACUCUUUGAAGAGCAUCUCAGAUGUUAUUGUUGA
This is a messenger RNA of Quercus lobata, 726 nucleotides long. RefSeq lists its product as uncharacterized. The transcript is spliced from 2 exons. The coding region runs from base 1 to 726 and encodes 241 amino acids. The record is from RefSeq and is a predicted model, not a curated record. Lineage: Eukaryota; Viridiplantae; Streptophyta; Magnoliopsida; Fagales; Fagaceae.